Rotaria sp. Silwood2 is the source of this 1948-nucleotide messenger RNA. The record is from the annotation of a GenBank genome assembly. NCBI's taxonomy places the organism in Eukaryota, Metazoa, Rotifera, Eurotatoria, Philodinida, Philodinidae.
AUGCUUCAAUCCAUGUAUCUCUUAAUAAGUAUCACUUGUCUUCUGUCAACUGUUUUCAUCAAUGGAUUACCACUAUUUUCUAACGAUGAUGCUCGAUACAAUCCAUGUGAAUUAAAUUCUUAUGCAUUUUUUUAUCCGCAUGGUACAGAUAUUCAUAAAUACUAUCAAUGUGAUGAAUUUGGUAACGCUUAUUUACGUUCUUGUGGUGAUCUUAUAUGGGACAGAAUUCACAUGACAUGCAGUUGGCCAUUUGCUGUAAUACGUUUUCCUUCACGGUUUAUGUCAACUUGGGAAACAAGUCGAUUACCUUCGACAAUACAACGGAGUUCCACUAUUCCUACACUAUCCUCUUUAUGUAAACCAAUUAAUCCAUGUGGCGCACAUGGUAAAUGUAUUGAGUCGUAUAAAUUAGCCUUAAAUUCAUAUCGAAGCUUUACAUGUGUCUGUUCAGACAACUGGUUUGGUCCAUUAUGUGAUAAAAAAAUUGAUGGUUUUACGACGCUAACAACAGUGAAAAUCACUCAAAUUCACAAGUUCUCUUCGACAAAAAACAAUAUUUUUUCACCUCUAUGGAUAACAAAAGAUCCAAAAAGCAUAUCUUAUCAUUUACAAGAAAGCAGUAUAAUUAAAGAACUUGAUCGACCCCAAAAAGCAAUCUAUUCAAAUAUCAAAACAGAUGCCGAAAUAUCAUAUAGUAUUGAAGAACCAAAUUCAACAAAUACUGAAGCAUUGUAUAACGUCGAAGAAGUAAAUCUAACAACCAGUGAAGCAACACUUAAUCCUGAAGAAUCAAAGCCAGAAAAUAAUGAAGCAUCAUUUAAUGUUGAAGAACUAAAUGUAGCAACAACUGAAGAACAAAAUCCAUUCCUUGACGAAGCAUCAUCUGACAUUCAAGAAUUAAAUGUAGCAAAUACUGAAGUAACACCUAAAACUGAAGAAGUGACUACAGCAUAUGGUGAAGCAUCAUCCACAACUGAAGAACCGAAUCCAGAAAAUACUGAGGCAACAUCUAAAGCUGAAGAACCAAAUUCAGAUAAUAUUGAAACAACACCCACUGCUGAAGAAUCAAAUCUGAUAAAUACUGAAGCAACCCUUAAUUCUGAAGAAUCAAAUCCAUUCCUUGACGAAGCAUCAUCUGACGUUCAAGAAUUAAAUGUAGCAAAUACUGAAGUAACACCUAGAACUGAAGAAGUGACUACAGGAUAUGGUGAAGCAUCAUCCACCACUGAACAAUCGAAUUCAGAAAAUACUGAGGCAACAUCUAAAGCUGAAGAACCAAAUUCUAAUAAUAUUGAAACAACAUCCACUGCUGAAGAAUCAAAUCUGAUAAAUACUGAAGCAACACUUAAUCCUGAAGAAUCAAAUCCAGUAUAUGGCGAAGCAUUAUCUGAUGUCGAAGAAAUAAAUUUAGUAACAACUGAAGCAGCACCUAGAACUGAAGAACCAAAUCCAACAUAUCAUGAAGCAUUAUCUGAUGUUGAAGAAUUAAAUGUAGAAAGUACCGAAACAUCACCCACAACUGAAGAACCGAAUCCAGAAAAUACUGAGGCAACAUCUACAGCGGAAGAACCAAAUUCAGAUAAUAUUGAAACAACACUCACUGCUGAAGAAUCAAAGUCGGAAAUUACUCAAGCAACAUCUUAUGUUGAUGAAUCAAGUUCGGUGAAUACUGAGGCAUCAUUUAAUUUUGAAGAACUCAGCAUAGCAAGUACUGGAGCAGCACUUAAUCCUGAAGAAUCAAAUCCAUUCCUUGACGAAGCAUCAUCUGACGUUCAAGAAUUAAAUGUAGCAAAUACUGAAGUAACACCUAAAACUGAAGAAGUGACUACAGCAUAUGGUGAAGCAUCAUCCACAACUGAACAAUCGAAUUCAGAAAAUACUGAGGCAACAUCUAAAGCUGAAGAACCAAAUUCUGAUAAUAGUGAAACAACACCCACGGCUGAAGAAU